GUGUGAGGAGCGGCGGCGGGGCAGGGUGUAAUGUUCAAGCCCAGAAAUGCCUUAUGUGGAUCGUCAGAAUCGCAUUUGUGGUUUUCUAGACAUUGAAGAAAAUGAAAACAGUGGGAAGUUUCUUCGGAGGUACUUCAUACUGGAUACUAGAGAAGAUAGUUUUGUAUGGUACAUGGAUAAUCCACAGAACCUACCUUCUGGAUCAUCACGUGUUGGCGCCAUUAAACUUACCUACAUUUCAAAGGUUAGCGAUGCAACUAAACUAAGGCCAAAGGCUGAGUUCUGUUUUGUUAUGAAUGCAGGGAUGAGGAAAUAUUUCCUACAAGCCAAUGAUCAGCAGGACCUAGUAGAAUGGGUGAAUGUGUUGAACAAAGCUAUUAAAAUUACAGUCCCAAAGCCGUUAGACUCACAGCCUCAUCCUGAUAACCCAAGUCGCCAAGGCGAAUGUGGAAAGAAGCAGGUCUCUUACAGAACUGACAUUGUUGGUGGUGUGCCCAUCAUUACCCCAACUCAGAAAGAAGAAGUAAAUGAAUGUGGUGAAACUAUUGACAGAAAUAAUUUGAAGCGGUCACAAAGCCAUCUUCCUUACUUCACUCCUAAACCACCUUCAGAUAGUGCAGUUAUCAAAGCUGGAUAUUGUGUAAAACAAGGAGCAGUGAUGAAAAACUGGAAGAGAAGAUAUUUUCAAUUGGAUGAAAACACAAUAGGCUACUUCAAAUCUGAACUGGAAAAGGAACCUCUCCGCGUAAUACCACUUAAGGAGGUUCAUAAAGUCCAGGAAUGUAAGCAAAGUGACAUAAUGAUGAGAGACAACCUCUUUGAAAUUGUAACAUCGUCUCGAACUUUCUAUGUGCAGGCUGAUAGCCCUGAAGAGAUGCACAGUUGGAUUAAAGCCGUCUCGGGUGCCAUUGUAGCUCAGCGGGGACCCGGCAGAUCAGCGUCUUCUGAGCAUGCCAACAGUCCUUCCGAGCCCAAACACGCUCUCCUCCCUGGCAGUGCCGCAGCCGCCGCCCCGCAUUCCACAGCCUCUCGCAGCAACUCUCUGGUCUCAAGCUUUCCCAUGGAGAAGCGAGGAUUUUACGAAUCUCUUGCCAAGGUCAAGCCAGGGAACUUCAAGGUCCAGACUGUCUCUCCAAGAGAACCAGCUUCCAAAGUGACCGAACAAGCUCUGCUAAGACCUCGAAGCAAAAAUGGCCCUCAGGAACAAGAUUGUGACCCCGUGGACUUGGAUGACGCAAGCCUUCCAGUCAGUGACGUGUGAGGUGGAAGCUCGUGGAGCCUGACCCGCCUCAUCAGCCCUCAGUGUCCUUUUCACAAGGUUUCUCGCCAAAGAUGAUAAAGGGGAAGUGGGUUUUAAUGUGUAGAGUAUCCUGCCUCAUCGCCAUCCUCUUUAUAAGCUGGUAAGCCAGGAAGCUAGCAAGUGGCCAAACGAAAUGUAAUUUCUUUAAAAGAAAGAAAAAAGCCCUGUUAGUAUCAACUGUCUGAAGCUUUGUUCUCAUUGGGAUGAUAAAAGUGUGUGUGUGUGUGUGUGUGUGAGACACUUUUUUCUAGUGAAUUUGACAAUUUAACCGCUUCACAAUUUAAAACAUGAAAAAAUGCUUAUUAAUUACUUUGGUUGUUUUAAAAAUGCUCCUGUGACUUCCUAUUAAAUGUUCAGUUCUACACAUUCUUACUGGUUAAUAUUAUUGAUUGAAAUAUUGCCAGACAAAGAUGUCUAAACUCAUGACGUCUGUGGUGCUGUAAAAUUCAUACUACAGUGUGGGCAGUUUUGAAGCGGUAACCAUUUCUGAUGCUCUGGAUCUCAAGGUGAGUAGUGCACUUUGCAUAGAGAGGGUAUUAUUGAACUGUUAGUGAGGGUUGUGGGUUGUACUGUUGGAGAAAAGGGGAGAAUUAGAAUUCAGACAGGUAUAUCUUGGACAUUUGUUUGUAAAAUCUUAGUCAAGAUGUACAGCACAGUCAUUGGUUUUUAUUCAGUGAAAAUUAUUUGGUAUGAAAUUUCUUGGAGGUCUGAUUUUCUUGUCAAAAUUUUGUAAAUAGUUCUUCUAUAUUUGAAUCAGUGGAAGACCUCAUUUAUAUGUAAAGAUACUGCCCUUAGUCAUGUGGUUGUAGCCUCUGCUUUUUGUCACUAGUAACCUGUAGUCAAGUGUUCGUCUUGUUUAGGAAUGUUUUGAGAUUAAUGUGCUCAAAAGUCCUAUGUGAUUGGUUUUAAACAAUUGGGAUAAAAUUAAUUUUUAGUAGCAUAAGUUAAUGUGCUAAGUAGCAUACCAUUUUGUGUUAGAGAUACCAGAAUGUUGUUAUUCUACUGUCUGUGCAAUACAUGUUUUAAGCACAAAUUUGAGUAUACAUUUAAUCAUGGGGAUGUCAAAAAUAUAAGCUCCUCUCUAACAAAUACCGUUAGUUUCAGGUGUUGAAUAAUAGACCAGUUUGACCAAGUACUGUUUCUACGGUUCAGUCUUAAACAUUCGCUUUAAGAAAAUAGUCUUGAAUUUCAUAUGCUGCUAUUUUUUAUGAUAUUUUGCCAUAUUACAGUACUGUUUUGUUUCAAAUUCAUACAUGUCGCUGUUUCUCCUUUUCAUUUUCUCAGAUGACUUUUUGUUUGAGAGCGAGAAAGUGGGAGUGGAUUUCUUAAAUCAGAGUGGGGUCCACAGGUUACUAUCUGUUACACUAGAAUUAUCAUAGCAUCAGUUUAAAAAUCCAAAUGCAUAAAGAAUGCACCACUCAACAUUUUUAUUCAUAAGCUAUUAUUUUUGAAACAUAUUUAGAUUUUUCUUCUUUUUUUGCAGCUACAUUUGAAAAUGGUAGAAUGGAAAGGUUUUAAGUUGUUAUUUUCUCUGCAGAUGCAUCCAUUUCAUUGGCUCUUUUAGAAAGCUCUUUUCAUGGGCACACCUAAGAAGUCUUGUGCAGACAGUUGACGAUAUUCAGGAGCCUAAUGCUGUUUUCUUUGGUACAGCUUCCACACUGCAUGUUCAUUUUAAUAUUUUGGUAUUGGUAAUUUGAUACAUUUCAUAGUAGCAAAAUAUUAGCUCUAUUUUGGGACUUUUUAUAGAACUACCCUUGCAUUCAGUAGCAUAGGAAAAUGUUCUUGUGAUUGUCAGGGUCUUCUAAUAUUUAUCUCAAUACUUUUAUAAUUCUAUGAAAAUUAUUUAAUUAUUUUAAAACAUAUACUUUUCUUGUAAAUAUGUCACAUCCGAAUUGUCAAAGAAUUACUUUGAAUACCUUAAUAUUUGCUGCAUUUUUUUCUGUAUAUAUAACAUGUCUUCUCUCAGAAUGGGAAUAUAUGUGUGCUUCCCGAUGUUUACUUUUAUGUCUGGUAUC
This is a messenger RNA of Budorcas taxicolor (takin), 3315 nucleotides long. RefSeq names its product pleckstrin homology domain containing A1 (gene PLEKHA1). Gene Ontology annotation, molecular function: PDZ domain binding. The transcript is spliced from 12 exons. The record is from RefSeq and is a predicted model, not a curated record. Gene Ontology annotation, cellular component: membrane; cytoplasm. Bases 47 to 1261 code for a protein of 404 amino acids. Lineage: Eukaryota; Metazoa; Chordata; Mammalia; Artiodactyla; Bovidae.